Molecule: messenger RNA, 396 nt
Organism: Nannizzia gypsea CBS 118893
Lineage: Eukaryota; Fungi; Ascomycota; Eurotiomycetes; Onygenales; Arthrodermataceae
Product: mitochondrial 54S ribosomal protein YmL38/YmL34
Exons: 4
Coding region: 1-396 (131 amino acids)
Biological process (GO): translation
Cellular component (GO): ribosome; mitochondrial large ribosomal subunit
Molecular function (GO): large ribosomal subunit rRNA binding; structural constituent of ribosome
Source: RefSeq, a predicted model, not a curated record
AUGAUACAACUAAAGACACUCCUCAAUUGUAUUGACAACUCCGGCGCUGCAGUCGUCGAAUGCGCGCAAGUUCUCAAGAAGUCAAAGACGGGGACAAUAGGGGACCGAAUUGUCGUCGUCGUCCAGAAACAACGAAACUUCGGCUCAGACGGUAACGCAAGCACGUCUAUCGCCAACAAGGUCAAGCGAGGAGAUGUCCGCCACGCUGUGAUUGUUAGAACGAAGAAGGAGGUCCGACGGCCGGAUGGAAGCUAUGUUAAGUUUGACGAUAAUGCCUGUGUCCUUAUAAACAAGUCUGGGGACCCAAUUGGGUCAAGAUUGAACGGCAUCGUUGGAGCGGAACUACGGAAUAAGAAAUGGUCGAAAAUAUUGUCAUUAGCGCCGAUGCAUUUGUAA